AUGGACUUUUUCGGCCUCGGACCGACCGUGACCGUCGGCGCGACGUUCGCGGAACCCUCCGACGCGAGCUCGACGCGGACGGUCAGCGUCAAGAGCGAUGCAUCAUCCGGCGGGGUCGCGACGACGCCGACGCGGCUCUACACGACCGGGGAUACGAUCGCGGGCGCGAUCACGCUGACCACGCCGCCGGGGUCGAAGGUGGACCACCUGGGGGUGAAGGUGGAGGUACUCGGGCAGAUCGAGAUGGGCUUCGACCGCGGGCACGCGUGGGAUUUCGUCGCGCUCGCGAGAGAGGCGCGACCGGCGGGGGACCUCAUCGGCGUCACUGAGAUUCCGUUCGUCUUCAAGGACGUGGAGAUGCCGCACGAGAGUUACGAAGGGAUAAACGCGCGGUGCCGGUACGUCGUGAGGACGACGGUGACGCGGACGUACGGCGGGACGGUCACGCACGACCUCCCGUUCGUGGUCAGGAACGUCUCGGUACCCCCCGAGAACGACGCGGCGAUCAAGAUGGAAGUCGGCAUCGAGGACUGCCUCCACAUCGAGUUCGAGUACGCCAAGGCUAAGUAUCACCUGCGCGAUUGCGUCGUGGGGAAGAUUCACUUCCUGCUCGUGCGAAUUAAGAUCAAACACAUGGAGCUGGAGAUACGGCGGCGCGAGAGCACGGGCGCGGGCGCGAACACGUACAACGAGAGCGAGACGGUGGCGAAGUUUGAAGUGAUGGACGGCGCGCCCGUCAAGGGCGAGACCGCGCCGGUGCGGCUCUUCUUAUCCCCGUACGACCUCACGCCGACGUAUAAGAACGUCGCGAAUCGGUUCAACGUGAAGUACUACCUGAACUUGGUCUUAGUCGACGAGGAAGACCGUCGGUACUUCAAGCAGCAGGAGAUAUUUCUGUACCGCGACGCGCUCGAGUGA
Micromonas pusilla CCMP1545 is the source of this 918-nucleotide messenger RNA. RefSeq lists its product as uncharacterized. Gene Ontology annotation, cellular component: retromer complex; endosome. The coding region runs from base 1 to 918 and encodes 305 amino acids. Gene Ontology annotation, biological process: intracellular protein transport; retrograde transport, endosome to Golgi. Lineage: Eukaryota; Viridiplantae; Chlorophyta; Mamiellophyceae; Mamiellales; Mamiellaceae. The transcript has 4 exons. The record is from RefSeq and is a predicted model, not a curated record.